Protopolystoma xenopodis is the source of this 705-nucleotide messenger RNA. NCBI's taxonomy places the organism in Eukaryota, Metazoa, Platyhelminthes, Monogenea, Polystomatidea, Polystomatidae. The record is from the annotation of a GenBank genome assembly.
AUGGGCCGCAAAGAAGAAAGUUAUCUGCGAGCCACUUUCUCUCUCGACUUCCUCCUCAUCCCACACCCCCACUCCCCCCCUCCCCCUGCGGCAUUUUGUGAAUGUCGUCGGGAGCGUCCAAGCCUCACGAACCCUCCGGACCGUCUGACAAUUCUCCGCAAAACUCAUCCCGGAAGCCCGUCCGGACCGGUCUGGAGCGUGGCCGGAACGCGUGAGCGCACACAACCGGCCGCGAGAACUGGCCCACCUUCGGCACACACUGCACGGCCAUCUGUCCGUCCCACGAGUGCACCAAUCGCAAUCACACUUCCCAGUUCCAUUUGGCCCGUUCCACAUGCUCCUCGAGGCCACCGAAACACAGACAAGACACACCUGAGCGACUGGUUGUCUCACCCAGGACGGGGCAAAUGGGUGUAUGAACCCGAUCGCGUCGGCAUAACUACGUUUGUUGCACCACUUGUUUAUUCUGACGCCCCGCCUCAUCCACUCCGCCCCGGCGUCCACUUCAUGCGCCGUCAUACGCUGCAUGUUUAUGUACCAAUCGCUCUCGGCCCCCAAGAGGGAGGGGCUGAGGCAAUCAUUUUUUGCGAGGGAGAAAGGGAGGGAGGGAGGGAGACCAACCCAAUCGGAUGUCAUACCGACAGCUUGGCAUCAAAAGAUGCGGGUGGCAAAACCACCUUCCACAAUCACGCACCGCUCCCUUGA